Sparassis crispa is the source of this 3294-nucleotide messenger RNA. RefSeq lists its product as hypothetical. Bases 1 to 3294 code for a protein of 1097 amino acids. Lineage: Eukaryota; Fungi; Basidiomycota; Agaricomycetes; Polyporales; Sparassidaceae. The record is from RefSeq and is a predicted model, not a curated record. The transcript has 9 exons.
AUGUUUUGCCCAUCUCCCGUGUUCCACGACAUAACUAACUCUUCCGAUUGGCCUCCCAAGGUCCAAGAGGUUGUCCAUCUGCUCACCCAACCUCUUCCCAAUUAUAUUUCUACCGGGCCAUGGCCUUUCGUCUCCUCACUCGCUUCUUAUCUCUUGGACGAGCUCAGUCAAGAUGCGCCGCGUCAACGAGCUUUACAGCACAAAGGACAGCCUGUGUCGCGUCUCAAUAAGGUAUUCGACCUAGUUCUGUCAACUGUGGCGGCCCUUCGCGAGCUCGAAUCUCUCGAAGACUGUGGCCCCGCUCGACCCACCAUUCCUCUGUGGUCUUUGCUCUUCAAGGGGAUCGGAAUGGCAUGCUCACCAGAGUGUCGCUACAUGGACGAAGUCUCGUUCGUUCUACCACGGUUAUCGCCGCGAUCGAACCAGGUCGUAUUCGAUGGCAUCGCCACUCUCCUCAUCUCUCACAUAGUGGACGAAAGCCAAUUCGUCCGCUCCUGCUCGUCCGCGGACGCUAUGGAUGCCGAUGCAUUCUCGGAGCCGGAAGAAGACGUCCAGGAUGGUGCAGAUGCAUCGUCCUCUCACAACUCAGAGAGGAUCUCUAUUGACCGCACUUGCUCUGCUGCAGACUCGGAGGGUGACUACGCCGACGAUCGGGACAGCACCGACGAAACCUCCCAGCGACCCAGUGGACCCUCUAUCGACGUCCCCUUUGACGCGCAUGUGCUGCGUGGGUCCGGUCGGCGGUUGUUCGCUGUUUUGCCCGUGAUCUGCGUGGCCGACGCGGACAAUAUCGGAGCCCUGGUCACGAGUGUCGCAUACCAGCGACGUGUCUGGGAUAUCGACGAGCCCGUGGUCGCGUUCGAGGUCUCGAAGACGGGUGCUGUAGUCCGUAUCUUGUUGGGCUGGGUCGGCACGGAAGGCGAUGGUGACUUCUUGCCGGCUGUGCACAUCGCGUGUGCCACUGCCACUGCGCAUUCGCACUCCGGGAUGACAGUUGGGAUUUUUGACCUCACGGACCCACGAUCGGCGCUCGCCCUAGCGCAGUUUGUGCUCAGUCUAGACGCGCAUUGUCGGAGGAUAGUGUCGAAAUCGACGCAUCGACCGGUAAUGGAUGCGCUCCAUUGGAGAUCCGACUAUCUCGAGGAACACGAGGAUUCGUGCAACGGUGACUUGGGGACACGGAUAGCGAACUGGGCAAGUAAGGUCGAUACACGCGGCGAUGGAGGCAGUCCCGAGGCUGGACUUGACCUGUCGACGUCCCCCGUGUCAGAUACGAGUGACCUAUCGAUGAUCCUCGAGAGCCCGGGGAAGCCUACCGAAGGGCGAGGUCGACCCACUACUCGACGCGCUGGCUCUCAGACAGGGAAUGGCGCUGAAAAGUCACAUAGCCGCGUCGAGGAAGAAGCCAUUGCGACCAAGGGGAGGUCACGCACCCCAGCGAGCGACAAGGCGUCGCAAAGGCAGGAAUCGAAAGCUCCGAAGAGCAGGAGUGCUUCCGUCGCACCGCGCAGCGAGAGGUCGAGUUCCGUGUUGGCCAAGAAGGUUACAACUGCGCUCGACGGGUCGGUGACGCCUGCCACUUGGCUAUUUGAGCGCAAUGCAUUUCCAAUUGCUCUGAUCGAGUUGCCUCCCGGUGCUGAAGAUGCCGAUGAAAUCAAUGAGAAGAUCGACACUUACAGGAAGAUCGUAGUUGAGUUUGCUUGGCGCAACGGGGAGUGGUCAAGCAUAGAUACGAUGCCGCAAGUAGACGAGGCGAUCCAACCGGUUUUGGAGUGCUUGUUUCAAAACUACUCAGCCCUCAAGGAGAAACCGGUGAAAUUAGACGAAGCAGACAUGCAUAUCCUAUCUAGUCGAUUCUCCACCAUCCUCUACGCAUCAAUGGGUGCCUACACUCACCAUGCAGCCUCGUCUGGCCUUCGUGUUAGUGAAGCUGAGGCGCGACAUGAUUGGGACAGAAUGCUUUACCAAUUCUGUGUCUCCGAUUCUGGCCGCAUUGUUUCCCCCUACAUUUUGUUAGAACGAGAACUCAUCUUCCCUCGGAACAAGGCCGUAGAUCUCAUCCUUGAUGACGACUCGCCAGAGAAGCAGAAGAUCUUGGCUGAAGAGCAGCAGGCCUUAGCCCUGAGCUAUAAUACUCAUUGUGCGGCAGUGCAAGUACCAUCUGUCCUUCAUGGCCCUGCUGUUCAAUAUCAGGCACUUGCAGCGUUGGAGCAGGCCUUGGACUUCUCUGUUCAGAUCAACUCAGUUUCCAGUGAUCCUAGCAAGAUGGUUGAUAUGGUCAGGACACAUGCUGCAUCGGAGCCACUCAGGGGCAUAUGCGAUGCUAUUGUGGUAAGUGGCAUCAAAGACACAUUUGAUAACAAGGACUCCCCGGCCACUCGGAAGUUUCUCAAUGAACAGGCACUUGUGCAGCAUACCCUGACGACGCGAAGGAAGAAAGACCAGUCAUCUGAACUGCCAUCUCAAACUUCAUCCCACCCACAGCCGCCAACACCAGCCGUUGAGGUUCGUCCGAAGAAAGCAUCCGUGCCGAAGACAAUGUCCGCCCCGAAGACAACUUCCGCCCCGAAGACAACUUCCGCCUCGAAGACAACAUCCACACGUUCUCGUGCACCAUCCGCGCAGUCUGCCCUGCGGAAAGGUGUGGGGGAUCCGUUUAUGAAUUCUUGUAGUCCAUUGAUUUCGAAGGACCGGACCAAUGAUAACAGUACAUCUCCCAGGGACCCAGACACAAUUACAAGGGACGCGGAUGCGAUCACGAGAGACCAGUUGUUGCUUCCCGUGUUGGUCGCAGAGUACAAACGCUGGGAUGAGGAUGAAGCCAAGUCCCUUAACCAGGGACGGUUCUACUGUGUCGCUUCUGUGACAUUCCUUGCCGCGCUCGGCAUCGAGGGAUAUCCGGUCUUCGUUCUCGUCACGAACGGCAAGGUGGGCGCUGUCCUACUUUCGUGGCAGUCACAGGGGAAGAAGAAGAAGAUAUAUAUCAUAGAGCGAAACGUCUGCACGUUCGACCUCGCGGACCCUCUUCAGGCAUUCCACUUCGCGACGUUCCUUGUUCGCCUUCGUCGCCAGCACAGAGAGCUGAAGGCACUCUUUGAGAAGGAGAAAGCAAAUUUCAGGCGAAAGGUGUCUGCGGAGCAAUUUGACGAGUGGAUGAUGGCCGCGCAGGAUGUGAUACUGAAGGCUCAACAGGCUGCGGCUGAUGCAGCUGCCGCUUCGAAGGCCGAUACUGAUUCUAGUGAUGCUCGGCCUGCUGCUGGUGAUGUGCCAGCGGACUCCCCUACCAUAGCCUGA